UGGGAAAUGGGGGGUGGGGGGAUGAGAAAAGAUGAGAGCGAAAAGAAAACCUCGCCUCACCCCAAGUUCCCGAGCCGGGGGCUGAGGACUUUUCGGAGGAAAGGGUCCGCCUAGCCCUGAGUCAAGCGGUCUUACUGUACCGCCGUGUGCAUUCCCUCAUACGGUCAGGAGUUAUGACUCAUUUUGAAGAUAUCGAGCCUGCGUGCUGCCGAAGCAGGGCGCCGAGUCCAUGCGAACUGCCAUCUGAUCCGCUCUUAUCAAUGAAGCAGCCGAUCAUGGCGGAUGGCCCCCGGUGCAAGAGGCGCAAACAAGCCAAUCCCAGGAGGAAAAACGCCUUGGAGUCAGAAAUGAGCUCUCGGAGCGGGAGAUGCCCUGCUGCUGCUUGCCACCGGUGCGGCCCAUUUGUAACUUGCAAAGUUUGUUGCUUUUGCCCCAGAUUCGGGCAGCGGGUCCUGGGAUGCUCCUGCUCCCCUCCUGCCUCCCACGGAGCUCAGGAAGAGGGGCUGCCUCCCCAGCCCGCCACCUUCCAGCAUCAGCCUCUGAAAAAUCUCACAGACACAUGCGCGUUGUAGCAAAAAUCAAAUCCGGAAACUGCUUGUUUCAGAGAAAGGAAUAAAGUUGUCUUUUCAAGGAAAACUGAAUUAGGAGAAGAGAAAAAGGAAAUAAGAGAAGGAAAGAAAAGUUAAAUUUGAUUUUUCUCCAGAGUUUCCAUUAAAAGAUUGGGGACAGUGUGAAGGAGAAGAGGGGCUUUUUACAAAUGCCUUUGGUCUCUGAUUUUCAGUGGCAAAGAACAGGGACCAAGUUAAAUGUUCUCAGGGCUUUGGAUCCUAGAGGAGAAACAAUCAGAAGAGCAGAAAUGAUUAUCCCUGUUUAAAAUAAGCCCUCACUCUUUACCACUUCCUUAAAGGAAUGGAGGUGCUGCUGGUGAUGCUUAGAGGCAAUGAGGGACGGAGAAGUUGCUCCCGUUUCAGAGAUGCUUAAAUGAAAAGGAAAGAAAAUGCAGUCAACCCCUUCUCCAGAAGGUGACUCCUAGCUCUCCUCCCUGAGAGGUGAAGUUGGGAUGGAGCAACAAGAGUCUCACACACUUAGGCAGGGAAGUUUCCUUCGGAUCACAGUCAGUCCAGACUUGGUUAUCUUUGCAAAGUGUGGAAAUCUUUGGCAAGUAGCUUUCUUCGUAAAGUUGAUGAGCUUAUAGGGAGCCUGUUUUGCUGACUCUCAGAGCACUCGGGCAGCUUGUGUGGCAGGUACCAGUUCUGAGGGCACUCCAAAGAUAUCCAUCUCCAUCCUUUUUUCUCUGUGGAGAUCUUCUGCAAGUUUUGUCAUGGUGCACACACACAAGGCUGGGGGGCUACGUAUCUAAGGCGGUAUUAUUUGUUUUAUUUUGGUCUGGAAAAGCUAAGUCUAUUGGGGUAGAAACAUGCUUUCCUUCGUAGCAGAGCCAGUAGGCUGGUGGUGUCCAUAGGGUGACAGUCUACCAGUAGUAAGGCUGAGCUGAGGAUUUUAAACUUUGCAUUGUUUCUCUGUUGCCCAAUACAAAUAAAUUCACAUCUUCAAGCAUGUGUUUUCAAAUAGGGUAAAACCAAGAUUAAAGUUCCCUGCUCAACUGCUAUGUCAUAGGCUUCAGUGUUUCCCUUUUUCCUUAAUUUGCUUAAAGAAAAUUCUAAGAGGUUAUUAAAGACCCUAAUGCCAUGUUAAGUCUAUUUCCUGGGAAAAAUGUGUGUCUACCCCGAAGGUAGGAAAGGAGGGAGUUGCUAGCCUCUCUAGCAGUGCCGCGUUUAUUCUAAGAUGUGGGAGAUUCUUUUCCUUGCAACAGUUUUUGUCAUCUGCAUUCUUCCAAGGCUUUUAAGGUGCAUUUUCUUCUGUGUGAAAGGAAAUUCUUUGUCCUUUUCCUCUCCAGCACCGUGGCUUCCCAAGGUAGACACUAUUUUGUGCCUGUCACAGAGAGAGGGAGUGCAGGUUUGCAAUGCUCACAGACAAUUGAUUGUCUGCCCUAAUGUGUUUCAUUUACAUGUUUAUAACGUCAAUGGUGCUGGGGUGUCCACUGUACCAUUCAUUCCCACAUUCCCACAAGGGGGCAAUUGUCUGAAUGGCCAAGUCAGACACCUUUUUGAUUGCUCUUUGGUUGUCUUUUCAGAGCAAAGAGAUAAAGGAGGAAAAUCUGUGAUGCAGAAACACUAGUUGAAAAUAUACAGAAUUAAAUGUCACCACAAAAGCAGAUGUUAACAUAAGCCCAAAUAUGCUUUUUAGCCAAGAUGUGAAGGUUGAAAAAAAAUAAUUCAGAGAAGAGGGAAGGAUGAUUUAAACCAAUAAGUAUAGCCCUAUUCCCCCUCUUUAUUUCUUUUCUGUCUUUAGCAAUCAGAAGGUGAAAUGUAAUUUUCCUUUUCAUUUUUAAGCCUUGAAACAUCUAGGCACCUCCUCAUUAUUUGUAUGUUUGCUGUGAUUGUGAAUUUUGUAUAUAUUUACAUAGCUCUGUUUAUGCCAACAGCAUCAGCUUACCACUUGGAAAAUCUAUUGAAUGACUAUUUGGGCUGUGGGGAGUGUAAACUUUUAAAAAGUAAGAUCCAAGUAUUUCUUCAUCAAGCAGUUUUUAAAAGGAAAACGAUAAUAAUCAGUAGGCUACAUGGAAGCCUUUGCCUUCAUAGCUAUGUGCCAAAUACUUUUAUCUUGGGUGACAGUCGUGUCAGAGCAAAAGCUCUCAGGAAAAGUGUAACUAGUAGUUACAAAGUAAAUAAAGGAUUUCGUUUUAAGGUGUUCUGUAGUGUUUUUAUACUGUGUAUGUGCAUGUGUGUGUGUGUUGUCUUGUGUUUCCUCUGAGGGAGGUAAGAGGAGAACCCAUCCCUGCCUGUGUCUUUUGGCUUUUAUCUUCUAUUCGUUCUGCCCUACAUAUUACACAUAUAUGUAGCCUACAUGAAUACACCUGUUUAAAAGAAAAUCACAGUUCAGAUGGUGCCUUGAUGGUUCAUUUAGGAAACACAGUUAUUAGAAGUUGGUCUGAUUUCGCGUGUGGUCCAUGAAGAGAGAAAAUACCAACUCUUGGGUCAUCUGGUGGGAGGCAAACGGGGGAGGGGGAAAGUUUUAUAAUUUUGUAGUAAAUUUGAGAGGGGAAAAAUCGCCAGUCUGUGAAAAGAUUUUUGCCUCUCCGGGAAGACACACACACACAGUAGCUGCACCGUUAGCUGAACCUCUGACACGGCGGUCUUUUCAAUGCCUUAGGUAUGAUUUCACUUUCGCUCACAUCAAUGCUGACCUGAAUGCCUUUCAUAUCUGAUCCGCUGUGUCUCUCCCAGUAAACAUCCCCUGAGGGGAGAACAAAGAAAGGAGCUCUUCUUCUUCUUAAUCACAAUUCAGCCCUUUCACCGCCGGCAGGCUCCAUUUGCAUUCUGCCACAGAAAGCCAAGAUGAAAAGAAAGAGAGAGAGAGAGAGAGAGAGAGAGAGAGAGAGAGAGAGAGAGAGGCGCAGGCACAGGGUAGUGGCUGAGUAAAAUAACUUAGGUGUUUGUGGCUGUUUGUUGGGCUUCCCCUAGUUACCAGCCUUAUAUAGCUGAUGCUCCACCAGGCCCUGUCCCUCCUGACAGGCAUAUAGUGUUACAAGAUGGCAUGCCUGUACUAUUCAUGGCCACCCGCUCAACACUUGAGGUAAAAAGUGUCAGGAGGGGAUCCAGUUCUCCCCCAGAAGCCUGUUAGAUUUGGGGUCAGGUGUGUGGACUUCCCGCCUUUGAGUGCUGCCUGCGAUUUGGCUUUAAUAAGUCUGAUUGUUUACCAGCGGACCAGAGAGGUGAGGGCCCUGGGCGUGGGAGGGACAGGCGAGCUGCAGACUGGGCCCCUUGGUCUGAUUUCAGUGACGGGUGCUCACACCCAGGCUGAACACACUGAUAAAUCCUCAGGAAAACUGGAAAAGACUUUCCCAUUUUUCCCCCUGACUUUUUAUGAUAAUUCAUAUUUUCAAAUGAAAGGGGAAAAAAGCCAAGAAGAAACUCUCAAAUGAGCCAAAAAGGAAAAAAAAAAUUCUCUGAAAAGAAUUUUAGGGGGAAAAGUUGUGCUAUUUUAAAAAGCUUUGAGGGCUGUAAAGUGCCACGUUUUUCACACCUUCUCCAUACUUUUUUUUCAGAUUUUUUUAGUAUGUUUAACAUUUGUGAGAUGACAGCCUUUUUGUAUCUCAAACUGGAUGCUUCAAGAUUUGUAGGGAGGGGUUGGUGGUAUUCACGUUCUCUUGUGAGAGAAAGUUUGUGCCUAAAGGCCCCUUCUUCCUGGGAACUGUUUAAACCCUCGCAGGCAGACCUGUCAGGUUUUACUGUGUCAUUUGCCACCAUUUUCAACAUGCAAAAGUAACAUGCAGUUAAUGGUAUGGGAAUGAGACCACAGCCAGAGCAGAAACCUCUCGUGACAACUUUUCAGCGACAUUAUCUUGCUCCUAGACUGUCUUGUCUUUUUCUUCCCCUUUCUGAAACCACUUUUGAGAUGCCAGUUUUCUCCCAACAAUUAGAUUAAGGAUACAAUGCUCUCACACACAUGCACCACAUGUGCACACACGCGCGCGCGCGCGCGCAAACACACACACACACACACACACACACACACAACUUUGGAAGUGCCAUCUCUUCCAACAGCAGAGUGAAUGAUUUGAAACAGGGGCUUUUCCAAUAGUCCUUGUGGCAGAUUUCACUUUUAAGAGCAAAACUAACGGAUAUAUUAGAAGUUGUAUGCGAACAUGUGACACAGAUUCCUGAUUUUUUUUUUCUUUUUCCCAGAAGAUUUACAGAAUUUACAAAAAGAGAUUAUCCCUACACCUUCCACCCCUCCUAGCUACCCCCAUGACCCAAGCAAUGAAGGAUUUAGGCAGAUUUACUUCAGUAAACACCUUUGGACACUUGGGGGGAAAGUGGGAGUCUGUUUGCAAAAGGAGGCUUUUGUUAAGUGAGGUACCGGGAUAAUGCUUUACCAGGCAGCUGUGAUAUUAACCUACCCAGCAAUGCGGGAACACUCUUUAACUCUUUGAGUGCCUGGCCCCUUGCGCUCAGCAGAUAAAAUCCUGGCUCUCCAAAGACACUCAGUAUUCUGGCUCUAGCAGUUUAUUAUUCAGACAAGUCUUAUAGGCAUGAAAACUGUUCAAGCUUUUAAAACAAUGUGGUUUAAUUAGAUGAGGUGGACUUACAUUGCUCAUAAGCCCUCCAAAUGGUGGUUUAUAAUUGGCAAGGAAAAAAAAAAGAUAGAAAAAAGGAAUCAAGGCAGCACAUUAAAAAUUCCAGGAAAUAUCUUUAGAAAAGCUAUUUUCAUUUCUAGCUUUUAAAAUAUUAGACUACGGUAGCUAGAGGGAAUGAAGCAGCUGGGGCCUCUCUCCUUCCUAUAAAAGACACCAGAAGUUUGUGAUGAAGAAAGGGGCUUCAACUUGAAAGCUGUAAGAAGCCAGUUUGGACAGUGAUAUGAUCUCAGCCUUCACAUCUUUUCAAGGGGGAAAUACUGCCUAUCUGUCCGAAGCUGGGAGGUCAUGUGAACCUCAGAGUCAGGGCCUCAGGCUGGCCGUUACCAGCUUGAGACUUUCCAAAGCAAGCAGAGAGACAUUUAUGAGGAAGGAGUUAAUGGUUAUUUUUUGCUGGGCACAAGAAUAACUUUACAGGUGUUGCAUUUGGGCUUAAAUAAGAUUGCCUUAUUUAGUUUCGAAAAAAGAGUGUAGGUGUCAACAUUCGAGCAGCCACAAAUGUGUGAGAAAGUAAAGGGUAUGAGACAUGACGGAAUUAAAGGUGUUUGCUAUGUUGUUACACCGUGUGUCAGGCUGCAAGCUCCCUUUGUCACAGCCUCCUGGUGAUUUGACAGCGCAGAUCUACUUCCCUUCUAGGUGAGACAGCAUUUUUAAACUGGAGUUAUAAAUAUGGUACACCCUUCAAGUUGCACCCUGCCUCCCAGAUCCGUGAAUCCUAUUUGAAAGCAUCCUGCCCUAAGACACAAUGAACAAAUGCCCGUAUGCAAGGGGGCUGUGGGCUCGGGGGCCCGGGCAGCGCCAGCAUCACAGUAGCUGGCAUUGACUGUUGUUUGGCAAGAAGGUCCUCUGCCAAAUCAUCCAAUAAUUAAGUUUUAUGUUAUUUGUAUGAACGACCAAGCAUGCAGUAUUCCUUUUCAAAUCAAAGGGAGGCUUAAAAUUACUUUUUGAACACUUUCAGACCAUGGUCAGGUCACAGUUUGGGGGCUGAAUUAAAAUGAUCUCAUUCAUGAUCUAAUUGAGGUUGGCAAAACCUUAGCAGUAGCAGGAGUACAUAAAUAUAAAUCAAAGACCAAAAUUUAGCAAAUCAUAUCAUUUGCUAGAAAUCUGCUCAUGAAUUAUUCUCCGAUUGCCAACCCAGAAGUUAAACUUUGUCUCCCCUCAGCAACAGUAACUGCGCAUAUUUUUUCAGGCUUCUGACAGGAAAGUUAGAGGAGCUGAAAAGAGAAAGGAGAAGGAAGAUGAUCACUGUGUCAUCAGAUAUUAUGCGUUUGUGACCCAAGAAACUAUGAGAGCUGAUAAAGCCAUGUACAUUUACAAUGGGUGCUGCAGCCUUGGUUGGAAAUUAAUAUGGGUUUCUAAAAACCAGACUUUGGAAGAGCAGGCAGCACAGACACAUUAAGAGUGUAAGGGAAGCAAAUGUUUCAAGAAGGGUCUGAUUGUACUUUGCUUUCAUUUUUCAAUUGAGAAAUGUAAUCAUCAUAAUGAUUCAUGAUUAUUUACAAAUUUAGUUCUGUUACUGAGCUGGGUCCAGGGAUUGGGAUUUGAAGUAGUGGUUAGAACUAGAAGACAAUAUGAAACUGUUAGUGUGCAUAUUCAGGUUACCUUUCACACUUUCUUCCUUUUUAAUUUAACACUGCUAUAAAAUUAAGACUCCAAAUAACUUUUCCUAUAAUCUAUGGAAUUAAAUGUCAUAUUCUAUUGUACCUAAUCCAUUUUUAAGUCGUUCUAAAUUUUUCUUGGUUGCUGUGUGUGAUUUCAUCUUAAACCCACACAACACUUUACUAUAAACUAGAAGAAGUCUAAUUCUGCACUUGAAUCUUUUGAAGUUAAAAUUUUAAAUCCUGUGUACAAGAAGAUAUUCUUUUAAUCAAACAGUAAACACAGAACUGGUCAGUUGGCGAACUUUAUGCAUCAUAAAUAUAUGAAGGUAUAUUUUUAAAUCUUCAGGAUAAAGCAAGAUGGAAACAUUUUAAUAUAGUCUCAGGUGAGAGAGGAGAUGACUACAUUCUUUUGGGAAUAGGUAGUCAUUCCUGAUUUCCUAAAAUGUAUUCUACAUUUAAAAAAAAAAACAACUGUAAUGGAUUCCUCUUUAAUAGUUACAUUGCCCAUAUGACAACGUAGUGAUUUUUGUUCUCUAUAUACUGUUUCUUAUUAUUUUUAUAGUAAUUAACUCUAGGAAAGGUACUCCUGACAAGGGGAUAGCUACUCCCUCCCCCCAAAUAAGAAAUAAUCUGUAAUAGAUGGACAGAUUAAAAUAUUGUGCUAUAUAAAAUCUGAGGUUUUUUUUUUCUCUCGAAUGGAUGAGUAAAUUUCAAGGAAUUCAGUGCCCAAGUGAUCUAUAAAUGUAAUAUAUAGCUUUCACUGUUUCUUAGUUUAAGAAAAUAUUUAUUGUCUUGUAUAUCCAAGUAACCGUAAUCAAAGAAAUUGCAAUUGCCUAUUCUUGGAAGUACCUAAGUUUCUAUUUUAGACACCAUGCACAUCAAUGGAAGUGUUUCACAUCAUGAGAAUUCUCAGUUUUAAGAGGUGAGGUUUGUAUAUAAGGAACUCAGUAAGCUGUGUUUUCAUAAUAAAUAGACCCAUUAAGAGGGAAACAUCUCUGAGCAAAAUGGUUGUCCUCUAAAGAUUUCCCAUCACCUUUGCUCUGCUGAUGGGAAUUUGAAAACUAAAUACAGCCCGUGUGCACACAUUCCCACAUGCACACAAACACAAAUGCACCCUAGGAUCCAAACUCUGAGAAUUUUCCUCUUUAACUUUCACUACAAUCGUCUGGCUUGUGAAUGAAAUACACUUAAACAAAAAUAGUAGAGGCGAAGAAUUAAUGUAGAUUCUUGUUUAGUAGGAUUUAUUGUAGGGGAAAAAUGUGUUCCCUAUGCCACAUGACUCUUAUGAAACUUACACCUAUUAAUCUAAGCUUUAAGUGUAUUAUUUAGGAUAAAUUACUAGCUUUGUGCUUUUGUAAUGUUUUCCCCCAUUUCCCUUCAGUAUUACCAACCUUAACAGAGAUUAUCCUAAACUGAUUGCAAAUUGUUAUGGUUUUAAAAACAGCAUUCUGGAGUACUGAAUAAAGAUAGCAUUUUAAAGUAGUGUUUACAAUAUUUAGAAGAAAAAAGGGUGGGGGGAGAUUUAAAACUAUACUGAACACUGAGAAAUAUGUGGAGUUUUAUACUUGUGCAGAUAAUUGUGAGGUAGCCUUGCCCUGUGAAACCAAGACCACAAAUGAUACGUGUCAGUAGGUUCUUUGAUAGGGCUUCUGGCCACAGUGUUUUUGUGCUGUCAAACUGCUAUGUUGAACAAACACCUCCUCUGGGACAGAGUGAUAAAUGCAGAGACAGGCUGGCUUCAACCAGUCUCAGCAAUCUCCUCAACCACACCCCCACUCCCAGCCCACCUCCCACCUCCCACAAUCCAGCCACCUCCCACCUCACUUUGCCCCUUUACCUGAAAUUGACAUUUAUAUAGAGUUGCCCAGGAUUUUUUAAAGUGUCAGUGGUAAUUGUUGAUACUCCCCAAAUCUUAUGAAUCAGUACUCUGAAACUGCAGGCAAAGUCCUUUUUCUGGCAGGCUUUAUCUAGUCUUUUUAAAUGGAACUGGACUGAGCUUCUAAACUUUUGCCAACUUGAACUUUUUCCACCUUUGCUUAAUCACUUGAAAACCACUUGCUUUCCUUGUCUUUCCCCUAGUCGCUUGAGUUUUAUUUUCUAAUGUUCAAGCAAUUACAUUGUGCAACACAAACAAAAUUUUGCCUUAAAAAAUCCAAACACUAUUACCUCCUACUUUUCACUUUCUAGCAUUUUUUUAGGGCUAACAUUUCAAAUGUAUAGUCAACUGGGGUUUUUUUCCUCCUUCUCUCUCGGAGCCAUUAUUCUCUGACUAAAACCUGUUUACUGGUGCCUUUGUGUGUGCGUUUUUUUCCCCUGACAUUAAAUGAAUUUCCAUCUUCUACUUCUGCAAUCUCUAAGAAAUAGAUAAACCAUUAUAUUUUUUCCCUGCUCGUAUUUUAAAGUGGUGAUCCUGACAGCAGGACGAUUAUUGCACUUUAUGUUUUAGUGGAUGUUUGCUGUUGCUAGUUACAGCAACACUUAUCAUAAGACAGCAAGAAAAGAGUAGUCACUGGUAAUUAAAGUAAUGAAAUAUUCAUUUACUCUACCUUUUCUGUAGUCUCACAAAUUAGGCUGCUACAUUUAAUGCCUGCACUGCCUCUGUUUUUAUUAUAAUGGCAGCUUUCGCAUCUGCAAUUAGGACUAAUUCUGACAGUUACAAUUUCUGAGGGAUGGUAAACAGUGAACGAGAUGUGCAGCAGAGGUAUUACACGUGAAAAGCCCUUGUCUCUUUAACCUUGUUGUUUUUUUUUCUCGCAGAGGUUACCUUUUCCCGAUGGUGCAAAAUCGACUUGACAUAACUGUUCAUCAGUUUCAGGGUUUUCCCUGGAGGUAUUUGCAUCAAAUCAGCCCAGUCAAGCUUCAAGUUGAAAUUGGCAGGCCAGAAACUCACAGGGUAGAGACUGGAAAAGAGACAGCCAAAGUACAGGCAGCAAACUGACAGCAGCAGAGUGAAAGACAGAGGGGCGGGGGGAGGUUGAGAGCGAGAGCUUUUCAACUUUAGUGUGCGGGGAAAUCUCAGCUUCUGUACUGAUCUCAGCAGCACGUAUCCUGAAGGAGCUUGAAAGGUUGGGAUUCAGCACACCUUCAACUAAUUCUUACCACUAGGGCUCACCAGCCUUGCUCCGUGGGUUUGCUCUCACUUAAUCUGAUUGGAUGCCUAAAGAGGAGUGGGCACACUUAAUUAAACGGAAGGAAAGUUCCGAGGCACCUCCCCAGCACUUAUUAAAGCUUGAAAGCCAAAUCUCAUGAUCAGUGUUAUAGGAGGAAAUUAAGGUGGUUUGGGUUUUUUUUCUAAUUGUUAACUUGUAGGAAAGUGAACAAUCCCUCUCUUUACCAGGUUUGUUUUCUCGGGGGUUCUCUUCUGAGCAGAUUAAAUGUUCACAGAGACUAGAGCUCAGGGGACUGUCCAUUAAAAAGCUAAUGCAUUUUGGCUAACAAAAAUCCAGUACAAGUAGCAAAAAUUAUAUUUGAAGAGAUACUCCUUUGCAUAACAUGGGUUCGCCAGUUCUCUGUGUCAAAUAAUGCCCUCUAUCCUGAUAACAUAAGAACAUGUAUUAAGUUGUUUAAAAGGUCAAGAAGCGUGGCAAAACCUUAAAAUAUCUAUGAUACUCAACUUUUAGUCUCAACAAGGUCACUUUAAGAAAAAUUCCAUGAUUGCAAAACUUUUAUAAUUGCUUUUACAAAGAAAACAAAUAUGAAAAGUGUUUCCUUUGCCUGAGAACAUUUUUUCUCCUUGAUGUCUUUAAGAAAAAAAAUUGUCAUCCUUCCCCGUCUCUUCUAACUUUGGAGUGGGAGGGGGCUGGUGUUUUUACUAGAUGAUUUAAAAUCCUCCUCACUUUCCAAGUAGACUUGGGGGUCGAAUAAGCCCUUGCUUUCAAACCAUCUUCUAGCUCUGUGUAUGACAGGCAUUGGCUGAUCUGCUGAUGCCCAUUCGACAGGCACUGUUGAACUAAAGUGGUGUGACGGCACAGUUUUGUUAAGCUGUGAACAAAGGGCUGAAGAUGCCUUGCUGGCAUCAUCCAUGUGCAUAUUGGCCUUGUCACAGUUUUGCUUGAUUUAAUGCUCUGUUUAUUCCUAGAUAUUAAAACUUAAAUUCUGAACAAUAUGUUUUCAAAUACUACAUACCAACUUUAUUUUAAAAGCUUUAACUUUGAAGACCCUAGGGUCCAUUUGCUCAUCCAGUUUCUGUGUAGCCAGCAUUAAAACACAGUUUUGGAAAUAAAUAGAUUGCCAGUAGCCUCUUAGCUGUUAUCCAUUUAAAAAUGGGAUUCCAGUCUUUAAAAGUCUUACUAGGAUAAAAGAUUUAUUUUUCUUUGAUCAUUGGUUGAAAGUCAUUAUUUAUUUCCAGCACUGGAUUGUCACAUAAAUUCCUAAGGAAGAGUUACCUUGUGUGUACAUAGUGCAGUCAGAGUAGACUUUUUAAAAUGACAAAUUAUUAAAGAGAUAUUCAGUAAUAAAAGAAAGCAUUUACAAAUACCUGUAAGGGUAGGCACAUCACCACUAACAGAAAAAAAAAAAAAAUCAAGGGAGUUUAUGUUAAAGGGAGCCCUAUUUAAGAGAUAGCAGCAGAAUUAAGAUUGAGACUUAAAAAUGAAAUAAUUGUUAUGAAAAUCCCUUUUCCAGAGGCAACAGCUUGCCCAUCAAAAAAAAAUCUUAAGUUUGGUACUAAAUUUAGAUUCCAGUGUCCUGUUGAAUGUGUCUUGAGCUUUAUCUGUGCUUGGUUUUUGUUCCCCCUCUGCCUCUUUUUCCACUCUUCAGGUUUGCUUCAAGUGUUUGCUAAGAGAUUAGUUAGCAAGUUUAUAUUGAGGAGGUAGCCAUGGGAGGCAGCUCUCUGCUUGAAGGAACGCGCAGUGGGUCAGAGUGAGAAGAUACAGGGAGCUGAGACUGACUAAGGCCUGGGAUCAGGUACUUUAUUUUCUCUCAAAGACAAACUGCCCGUAGAAAGGUUGGUGGGCUGGCAUCUGCCAGCAGGAGCACAGAUGUUACCACUUUUAGAAACUUCCAAACAAGCAUUAUUGCUGGAACAACUUUAUGAAAAAAAAAAAAAAAAAAUCUGCUGCCGGAAUACUCCCUUUUCAUUAUGUAAAGAGGCUAUAAUUUGAGAUAUUCAAGGUUAUUUUUACCUCCAUUCAUGAAACAGCAUCUUUCUUGAGAGCUGUUACGAGUUAGGUGAGGAAGGUGGCAAAGGAGAGAAAAAUGCUCAGCAACCUAAAAGUAUUGCUGCUGCUAAUAACCAGUGAGACUCCACUAAGAAUCUGAAAUAGAAUGUCCAGGGUAAAACACAACCGCGUUUCUACCUGUAUUAACCGUGCUUUCUUAGCAGUGAGUGAAAUGAAUUAAUGAAUUGCCCAUUUUUUUCAGUGGUAGCUUUGCUCCAUGUUCACUUAUACCAAAUAAUCCCCACAGCCAGAAAGGAUGAUACAGGUAGGGGUGGCUAGGAGAGAAUAAACCUUUAUUGCUAGUUUUUACAUCAUGCAUGAGAAAGACGCUUGCAAACAGCAUAGAUUGCAAGACACUCUGUGGCCUGUCCUCUUAGUUUCAUGAGAAAAUUUUGCCCAAUCCCAUAGGUAUGAACAAGAUUUAGACAUGUAAUCUCCAACCUGGGGAAGAGAGCUUUUAACAUAUUAAUGGGGCAGAUUCUCACUUAAUAUACGAUGUGAAUUUUGGCAUCAGUUUGGGGUUUCUUAUUAAUACUUUGUUAGCAACUGUUUAUGGAAGAGACAAACAGCAGUCCAUCCAAAUAGUCCUCCUCCCCCAACCCCUAUCUCGAUAUUAACGGCUUUGUCCUGUCAGCUCAUAACCUUCUAUCUUUAAAUUGCUCUAAAUGAAGCCAUAGCUCUAGUUAUGUUUUGUAACAAAUCCAUGGCUGGGACCAACAUGACUUCUCACCUUUUAAUGAACUGUUCUAGUUUAGGAUCUUCGAAGGAAUGGAGUGUAAAAAGAAGCAAAGCAGGAGAUGAAGAGGUCUCGUAAAUAGUUUCCCUUGAACAUCCACAAUUGCUUACAUGGCCUUUUCCCCUUUUUUCCAGGCUGGCAGAAAUGGCCUAGCCCAGGACUCAUCCAAGUGAGCACAUUUCAGAACUACUCAUUGGAUGAUUGGAGGGAGACAGAAGCCCUACGAUACCAAAGCAGUGUAUUAAUGGAGAAAGUUCCUGAGAUUGGGAGUGGGUGUGACGUUAGGCUAGGGCAUUCCUGAAGGGCACUAAUUCAUGUGAGAAUAGUAAGUGUAUAUCUUCUAGCUAUCAGUUAGCAUAAGGUUUCAUAAACAGGUACUGAUGGCUCUUUCACCCCCUACCCCCACCAUCCAAUUUCUAGCUGAGUGUGGAACAGGCUCUGCUUCCUAUAAAUAAGAUCUUUGAAUUUAUCUGCAAUGAGGUACAGCUUUAAUGAUCUGUAUCUGCAAGCCAGGAGCAUGAAUGUGAUCUUAUUGUAUCAUAGUGUAGAGAUGAGAUAGGCUAGCGCUACAGCACACCAGUGCAUUGUGCCUGGGUGUCUGGAACAAUCCUUCCAUUUCCAAAGCAGCAACUCUUUAUUUUUCAUCAUUGUUUCUUUACCUCACUUGUAUGCUCCUUGUGAUACAGAUCUGAGUGAGUUGUGCAAGCUUCAGACUUGCCAUCCUCCAGCUCCCAGGCCUAGUACAGAGUAAUUCAUAAACUUACCAUAUUAGACUAUCAGAUUGAAACCAAGGGUUUCUACUGUGGUGGAAUUGGAAAGCCCAUUGUUUUGAUUAUCAUUUCAUCAGCCCCAACUGAUACUAGUAUGCUCAAGGAAAACAUACUUCAGUUACAGUUGAUUUUCAGAUUCCAAAAUGGUGCUGCAAAGCCUGUGCAUCUCUAAUUAUAUUUUAUGCUAGGCUGUGCAAUACCAAAAUAUACGCCGCAGCAAUCAGUGAGUGAACAGUAUCAAUCAAUUUGUAAACAGAUGAAGUCACUCAUUCCCAAACUGGUUUUCCAAAAACAAUUACUAAAUUACAAUAGAAAAAAAUUGUACAGUUACUGUAUUUGUGUGCUGUGUUACAAUCAACAUACCAGGGAAACAAAACAAUUUAAUGCAGAAAAAUCAUCAUUCAUCUACAUUAUAAUUGCUUCUUUUUCACAUCUACAGGGCGGUUAAUUAAAAUUGUGAUUAAAUGCGGUCGCGCUGCCUAAGAUGUCUUGCCCAAAACAGGUGGUACAGAAUUUAAAAGUAAAAAAAAUGUAAUUAGCAUUGGAAAUUGAGAAAUUGCCUGUAAGAAUCAGUGUUAAUUUCAGUCAGUGAUGAGGUAAUUUAUAAAUGAAUGCAGUGGAGGCUGUGCAAAUGCACAAUUGCCUUCCUUGCCAUUCUUAGCAUUCUCAGCAUGCAGGUGAAAAUGUUUUCAAAAUAUUGAGGUAAUUUGAAAAUCAAUCCAUGCAUUCUGUAUCUUUUUUCUCCCAUUCGUACCAAAUGCUGAACAAAUGCUGCCAUAGAUGGCACAAUCCAUCAGUUUUUUACUUUCUAAAAGCAAUGCUGCACAUAUUUUAGACCUAGAUUAAGAAAUAUAACAACACAAAUUGCAAGCCUAAAAUUGUUACAUGGGUCAGAAUUGUACACCUGAACAUCUGACUAACUGGGAUUUGUUUGACUGUGAAAUGCUCCCGUCAAUAAGAUACAGACCUGGAGGGAAAUCUUUUCAUGGUAUAGGCAGUACAAACAAAAUGACUAUUAACCUAUCCAAUAAAUACUUGAGAAUAAAUUUUUAAAGUUUAAGGAAGAAACAGAAAAUUUAUAAUAAGGCUGAUAUUUUCCUUAGAAUCUUAAACUGUAACUUUGUUAUUCCCUCUAGAAACAUCUAAAACCAGUUAAUAAAGUUAUCACUAGGAAAAAUGUUUCCAGAAAUUCACUGUUUUUCAAUGUCAUCGUUCCUUUCAACAAAAGUUACAUCUGCAAUUUUCUACAAUUUCUAUAAUUUAAAACAUUAUAGUAUCAACUUAACAUAUUUCAAGCAUUCUAUUAGCACAUGAGUAUAUUUAUAGAUUAGAUACUAGUUAAAAAUUAUUUCUAUAUUUUUACUAUUAAACUACUAGGCUUUUAAAAUCUCCUCUUAAUUGAAGAAAUAUAACUUUCUGGUGCUUAUUCUGGCCCUCUGAACAAUAUGAAUUAAAAAUAUUGUAAUAAUGAAUUGAGAAGAUGGGGUUUGAGUAUCUGGCUUGAUACUACUGGAGUGAAGAGACUUUGUGGAGCUUUUUAAGCAUUGUCUUCUGUGUUUGGCAUUCUGCAAAAUGAUCUCUCCAUAUAAAGCUCAUCCUAAGAAUAUGUUUAUUUAAUUGUGGCAGAUCAAUCUGAUAAUCAAACUCUCUCAUGUAAAAUAUUCUACAUGUUUUUUUCUGUUUCAGGCAGAAAUCAAUAAUUUCAUUUCACUCUGAAGUCAUGUUUUUGGUUAUUACUGACAUUUUGGGGAGAGAGGUGAAAAAUAAGGAAUACUUUAUCUCUGGGAGUGUCUCUAUGCAUUCAUUCAUCCAUUUUUAGAGACAGGGUCCCACUCUGUGGUUCAGACUAGAGUGCAGUGGCACCAUCCUAGCUCACGGCAGCCUCAAGAUUCCCGAGCUCAAGGGAUCUCUGAAAGUAUCUUGCUAUCCUCUGAUUUCAGGCCUGGUAUUGUGCCUUCCCUCAUGACCCUUCCUGAUCGUUUUUAGGAUACAAAUAAAAAGUGUAAUUUAGAGGUGACAGCUCAGCUGGUUGUUCCAAGUGGCAUGCCAUCAUUUCUCUCAUUUUUAAAUCUGUUUCCCGUUUAAUAUUACAAGUAGAAAUAAAAUGAGACCUAUAAAUGGAGGAAACAGAAAGAUCACCAGUUAACUCCAUGAUCCCUCUCUUUUCACCAGCUCUUGCCUCCCACUAACUGUGAUGACGACGAUUUCAUAUUCCAGCAGUAACUUCACCUUCAGCGGGGGUGGGUGCAGACUUCAUCAAAGUAUGGCUUCCUGGGUUACCUUCAGGACCUGUAAACAUAAGAACUGCAAACACAUGAGACUUGGCUCAAAUUUCAGCAGAGUGAUGGGAUGGGGAAGGUAUUGUGACAUGCUCCAGGCUGCACUAGUUCUGAGUUUGCAAGGGGUCACGAGGGUUAGAGAAUCACAGACGUCAAUAGAGCACCAGGAUCUUCCUACCUCUUGAAAUAUUUUCAGUAGAACUCUUACCUCUUUACGUUUGGUUCGUAGUGCCCUAUGAGCUUAGCAGGACAAUGUGGCGUUACUUGGGAGAUUCCACCAAUGUUAUAUAUAUGUUCAGAAUGACAGUGUCUUUUUAUACAAGCUCCCCCCGCCAAGUGUCAUCUCUGUACUCUUACAGGGUCAUCAGGAUUGUCAGAAAAGGCCUGGACUACAUGCCUAUCCCAGCAUUAGAUUGGCAUUUUUUUUAAAGUCCUUUUUUGUUUCAAAGUUUGCCAUGUGAGCUUAACUCAAUUCAUUCUGCUAUUAUUACAAGCAUCACCUCUUUGAAGCUGAUGUCAGAUUCAUGAAAGAAAAAUGCACAUUUUCUUUUUCUUCUCAGGGCUCCUUCACCUUUAUUCCUGAGGGUGAUCAGAGCUUUGCAUUGUAAGAAAAAGAAAAUUCUUCUCAUUGCAACAGUAAUUGAAAAGUAUGUCAUCAGGUCCUUUCUAGGUCUUUCUCUGGUAUGUCAGCAGAAAACUGUAGUGUUUGUUCACUUUGCAUUAAUUAUAUACCUACUAUGUACAGGCUCUGCAGCUGAGGCUGUGAUCAAAAAAUGGAUGCUAGAGACUGGGCCCCUGAGAAGCUUGCUGUGUAGUGGGAAAUGGGGGUGCAUUUAAGAAAUGAUGAAAAUGUGAUAAGUGCAUGAAGAACUUUGUACCCAGUACAGAGAGAGUACAGAGAAUGGCACAGCUAGAUCUGGGAGCAGGUAGUGAGGGGAGACUUCAUGGCAGAGGUGGCUUUUGAGGCAACUGUUGUCAUAGGACAUGGAUUUCGCCAGCACGCUGGGCUGAGAGGGCACGGCACGCUGGGCUGAGAGGAUGGCAGGUACAACCCAGGAGGAAGUGUGAACAGUGCAGGCAUUGUCAGCCGACUGAGAUGUGUAAAACACAGGGCAUGAGCAAAGAGGAUGAGCUUGAUUUGAGUCUGCAAAGGUGGUCAGGGAGCAGAAGAAUCUCCUAUCCCACAUUUUUGGCUUGUAUCCAGUAAAUAGGUGAUGGUGAGCUUGCAAACCAUGUUUUAAAGAAGAGUGACAUAAUCAUAUCUGCGUUUCAGUGACAUGUCUCUGGCAACUGUAUGAAAGAUGAUAUUAUCUAACGUUUGCUGAGUACUUAAACAAUAUGCUGGGACCUGUGCUAAGAAUUUUGCCUGUCAUCUGAUGUCGCCCUGACAAUAAUACUGUGAAAUGGGUACUAUUAUUUUAAUACUAUUUUUACUGAUGAGGAAAUUGAGGUUUAAAAGGGGCAUGAGCCUGGAGUCAGGAAGAAAGUCUACGAUGAAGUGUUACAGCAAUUAUGGAAUUUCUAGAGUUACAGGCAACACUGGCAAUAAUGAUCAUUGACUUGAAGGACAUUUGGAAAAGAAACCCCAGCAUUUGAUUCUGUUUCUAUGGGUGAAUAGUGAGACUAAGUAGGGUGUAAGAAUGUUUAUCCUCAACAUUUAUUCUUUCUUUCAUCACUAUGUCAGUUUGGAAAAAGAAAAUAAAAAAAUGGUUGUUGAUCCUCAAGAAACUAAUCCUAGAAUAUGUUACCUCUUUGGGAGCUUGCAAAGAGAUGGUUAACAGACAGCCCUUCAAAACAGUGGAAUUUAGUAAACCCUGGAACACUGGCCUUGCUGAUUAAAUUCAUGACAUUAAGGCCUUCUUCGGCCUUAUGAGGAAGCAGAUGAAAAUAAUCCCUUUCCGAUGACUAUUUUCCCCCUUUUCUGAAUUAACUCUUCCAUUACCUAAGACUCACCAAUCCUCAAACUUCUAAAUUCUCCACUGCCUUAUCUCUGCCAUCCCAUGGCAAGCCCUAAAGCUGCUAACAUUUUGUAGCAACUAUGUGACAAAUUGUUGUGCUUUUAUUCAUAUCGGACAUCUUUGCCAGGCUUGCUUGUUGUGUUUUCUGUUUGGCUGUGUCAUGGGACCAAAGGUGCCUGCCUUUGUACAGCAUGUCAAAUCUGGUUAACAUGCAGCCAUUUAUCUUUAAAACCACUCCUACACAAUGGCAGCGGUGGGCCAGGCCACAGGGCUCCAAGCACAACCCAAUUUUUCAGACCAUCUUUUCUGCAUAUGGGGAGCACGUUGGACAGCAGACAAGACAUUCUGUGAUUUGGGGAAUCUCUUAGAGACAAAUUGUAGAGUACAAGUGCAGUGUAACUGGACUGCUGGGUGCCCAGUGAAGUGAGGAAAAUCAGAUACAGCACAGGCUGAAAGAAUGAAGCAAGAAUUCAUAUCUCUGUGCAGAACAUGCACAAUACUUUGCUCACACAGAGAGUUCACACAUAGACAAAAGCAUGUUUGCUUGUGGGUUAUUUUCAGGGGAUUCUACAGCCACAGUCUAAGCAUAUAUAUUUGUACAUAAGCUUUCUUUCUGCAUUUUGUAGUGGUAGGUGUGUCUACAUGUGAACACGUAAACAUGCGUAUAUGAGAAGACAAUUUGCUGUUACUGAUUUAAGACAUGGGAAAGGCCUCCUCUGAGGCAUUUCCCUCCUAAUGUAGUAGAAGCAGAAUCUUUUUGUUUUCUAUAAUUGUUUCAAUAAAGGACUCUGUGUGUGUUUAAGAAAGAGUCAGAGCCAGAGAGUGUCAAGUGCUGCAGUGAAAAAUACUGAAGACUUUUCUUUCCAUAAGACAGCUGCAAACUUUAUAACCUAAUUCACUUUGGAUUUUCAUUUCUCAAUUGUUUCAAGGUGUCUUGGGGAUGAUUUGCCCUUAAAUAACUAAUUAUCAACAAAGGAGAAAAGAUAGCAAUAAAAAAUGUGAUAAACUUGCAUAGCAUAAUUUAACUAAAAUGAAGGAGUUCCUUGCUUGGAGCAGCUCAAGGACUGAACAUAGCAACACUGUGUGAUUUAAAUGAAAUGUUCAGAGUGGUCAAUAUAAAUACAUAUGUAGACAGGUGAUAGUAUAUGUGUAUGUAUAUAUUGAGUUACUUCUUGAAUAGGCAGUUUUUCCUUUUUUUUUCUUUUUCUUUCUUUUUUUUUUUCUGAGUAAAGGACCCAAGAGAUUGCCUUUCACUUUGAAAACAAUCUCUAAUAUCAGGAAAAUGCGCUGUUUGUUUAUGCGUACAUAAUGCAAGUUUGUCCGCCUGGGAACUGCAGCAAAUGGGAGAAGUAUGCAUGGAUUUCACAGUGGUGAACUAUGACAAUGUAGUGGACACAGGUUCUGAAACAGAUGAGGAGGACAAGCUUCAUAUUGCUGAGGAUGACGGUAUUGCCAACCCUCUGGACCAGGAGACAAAUCCAGCUAGCGUGCCCAACCAUGAGUCCUCCCCACACGUGAGCCAAGCUCUGUUGCCAAGAGAGGAAGAGGAAGAUGAAAUAAGGGAGGGUGGAGUGGAACACCCCUGGCACAACAACGAGAUUCUCCAAGCCCCUGUAGAUGGUCCAGAAGAAAUGAAGGAAGACUAUGACACUAUGGGGCCAGAAGCCACGAUCCAGACCACAAUUAACAAUGGUACAGUGAAGAAUGCAAAUUGCACAUCAGACUUUGAGGAAUACUUUGCCAAAAGAAAACUGGAGGAACGCGAUGGUCAUGCAGUCAGCAUCGAGGAGUACCUUCAGCGCAGUGACACAGCCAUUAUUUACCCAGAAGCCCCUGAGGAGCUGUCUCGCCUUGGCACGCCAGAGGCCAAUGGACAAGAAGAAAAUGACCUGCCACCUGGAACUCCAGAUGCUUUUGCCCAACUGCUGACCUGCCCCUACUGCGACCGGGGCUACAAGCGCUUGACAUCACUGAAGGAGCACAUCAAGUACCGCCAUGAGAAGAAUGAAGAGAACUUUUCCUGCCCUCUCUGUAGCUACACGUUUGCCUACCGCACCCAGCUCGAGCGGCAUAUGGUGACGCACAAGCCAGGGACAGAUCAGCACCAAAUGCUAACCCAAGGAGCAGGUAAUCGCAAGUUCAAAUGCACAGAGUGCGGCAAGGCCUUCAAAUAUAAACACCAUCUGAAAGAACACCUGCGAAUUCACAGUGGUGAAAAACCUUACGAGUGCCCAAACUGCAAGAAACGUUUCUCCCAUUCUGGUUCCUACAGUUCGCACAUCAGCAGCAAGAAAUGUAUUGGUUUAAUCUCUGUAAAUGGCCGAAUGAGAAACAAUAUCAAGACGGGUUCUUCCCCUAAUUCUGUUUCUUCUUCUCCUACUAAUUCAGCCAUUACCCAGUUAAGAAACAAGUUGGAGAAUGGAAAACCACUUAGUAUGUCUGAACAGACAGGCUUACUUAAAAUUAAAACAGAACCACUAGACUUCAAUGACUAUAAAGUUCUUAUGGCCACACACGGGUUUAGUGGCACUAGUCCCUUUAUGAAUGGUGGGCUUGGAGCCACCAGCCCUUUAGGAGUUCAUCCAUCUGCUCAGAGUCCAAUGCAGCACUUAGGUGUAGGGAUGGAAGCCCCUUUACUUGGAUUUCCCACCAUGAAUAGUAAUUUAAGUGAGGUACAAAAGGUUCUACAGAUUGUGGACAAUACUGUUUCCAGGCAAAAAAUGGACUGCAAGGCUGAAGAAAUUUCAAAGUUGAAAGGUUAUCACAUGAAGGAUCCAUGCUCUCAACCUGAGGAACAAGGAGUAACUUCUCCUAAUAUUCCACCUGUCGGUCUUCCAGUAGUGAGUCAUAAUGGUGCCACUAAAAGUAUUAUUGACUAUACAUUAGAAAAAGUCAAUGAAGCCAAAGCUUGCCUCCAGAGCUUGACUACUGACUCAAGGAGACAGAUCAGUAAUAUAAAGAAAGAGAAGCUACGUACUUUAAUAGAUUUGGUCACCGAUGACAAAAUGAUUGAGAACCACAACAUAUCCACUCCAUUUUCAUGCCAGUUCUGUAAAGAAAGUUUUCCUGGCCCCAUCCCUUUGCAUCAGCAUGAACGCUACCUUUGUAAGAUGAAUGAAGAGAUCAAGGCGGUCCUGCAGCCUCAUGAAAACAUAGUCCCCAACAAAGCCGGAGUUUUUGUUGAUAAUAAAGCCCUCCUCUUGUCAUCUGUACUUUCUGAGAAAGGAAUGACAAGCCCCAUCAACCCAUACAAGGACCACAUGUCUGUACUCAAAGCAUACUAUGCUAUGAACAUGGAGCCCAACUCCGAUGAACUGCUGAAAAUUUCCAUUGCUGUGGGCCUUCCUCAGGAAUUUGUGAAGGAAUGGUUUGAGCAACGAAAAGUCUACCAGUACUCAAAUUCCAGGUCCCCAUCCCUGGAAAGAAGCUCUAAGCCGUUAGUUCCCAACAGUAACCCUCCCACAAAAGACUCUUUAUUACCCAGGUCUCCUGUAAAACCUAUGGACUCCAUAACAUCACCAUCUAUAGCAGAACUCCACAACAGUGUUACGAAUUGUGAUCCUCCUCUCAGGCUAACAAAACCUUCCCAUUUUACCAAUAUUAAACCAGUUGAAAAAUUGGACCACUCCAGGAGUAACACUCCUUCUCCCUUAAAUCUUUCCUCCACAUCUUCUAAAAACUCCCACAGUAGUUCAUACACUCCAAACAGCUUCUCUUCUGAGGAGCUCCAGGCUGAGCCUUUAGACUUGUCAUUACCAAAACAAAUGAAAGAACCCAAAAGUAUUAUAGCCACGAAGAACAAAACAAAAGCUAGUAGCAUCAGUUUAGACCAUAACAGUGUUUCUUCCUCAUCUGAAAACUCAGAUGAGCCUCUGAACUUGACUUUUAUCAAGAAGGAAUUUUCAAAUUCAAAUAAUCUGGACAACAAAAGCGCUAACCCAGUGUUCGGCAUGAACCCGUUUAGUGCCAAACCUUUAUACACAGCUCUUCCACCUCAAAGCGCAUUUCCCCCUGCUACAUUCAUGCCACCAGUCCAGACCAGUAUUCCUGGGCUACGACCGUACCCAGGACUGGAUCAGAUGAGCUUCCUACCACACAUGGCCUAUACCUACCCAACUGGAGCAGCUACCUUUGCUGAUAUGCAGCAAAGGAGAAAGUACCAGCGGAAACAAGGAUUUCAGGGAGAAUUGCUUGAUGGAGCACAAGACUACAUGUCGGGCCUCGAUGACAUGACAGACUCUGACUCCUGUCUGUCUCGCAAGAAGAUCAAGAAGACAGAGAGUGGCAUGUACGCAUGUGACUUAUGUGACAAGACAUUCCAGAAAAGCAGUUCCCUUCUGCGACAUAAAUAUGAACACACAGGAAAAAGACCACAUCAGUGUCAGAUUUGUAAGAAAGCGUUUAAACACAAGCACCACCUUAUCGAGCACUCAAGGCUUCACUCGGGCGAGAAGCCCUAUCAGUGUGAUAAAUGUGGCAAGCGCUUCUCACACUCGGGCUCGUACUCGCAGCACAUGAAUCACAGGUAUUCCUACUGCAAGCGGGAGGCGGAGGAGCGGGAAGCGGCGGAGCGCGAGGCGCGCGAGAAAGGGCACUUGGAACCCACCGAGCUGCUGAUGAACCGGGCUUACUUGCAGAGCAUUACCCCUCAGGGGUACUCUGACUCGGAGGAGAGGGAGAGUAUGCCGAGGGAUGGCGAGAGCGAGAAGGAGCACGACAAGGAAGGCGAGGAUGGCUACGGGAAGCUGGGCAGACAGGAUGGCGACGAGGAGUUCGAGGAGGAAGAGGAAGAAAGUGAAAAUAAAAGUAUGGAUACGGAUCCCGAAACGAUACGAGAUGAAGAAGAGACUGGAGAUCACUCCAUGGACGAUAGUUCGGAGGAUGGGAAAAUGGAAACCAAAUCAGACCACGAGGAAGACAAUAUGGAAGAUGGCAUGUAA
Messenger RNA from Cebus imitator (Panamanian white-faced capuchin), 22640 nucleotides. It is a transcript of the gene ZEB2, whose product is annotated as zinc finger E-box binding homeobox 2. The coding region runs from base 19041 to 22640 and encodes 1199 amino acids. The record is from RefSeq and is a predicted model, not a curated record. The transcript is spliced from 11 exons. Gene Ontology annotation, biological process: anatomical structure development; regulation of transcription by RNA polymerase II. Lineage: Eukaryota; Metazoa; Chordata; Mammalia; Primates; Cebidae. Gene Ontology annotation, molecular function: DNA-binding transcription factor activity, RNA polymerase II-specific; RNA polymerase II cis-regulatory region sequence-specific DNA binding.